Molecule: messenger RNA, 2205 nt
Organism: Apis mellifera (honey bee)
Lineage: Eukaryota; Metazoa; Arthropoda; Insecta; Hymenoptera; Apidae
Product: transmembrane protease serine 9-like
Exons: 12
Coding region: 277-2205 (642 amino acids)
Biological process (GO): proteolysis
Molecular function (GO): serine-type endopeptidase activity
Source: RefSeq, a predicted model, not a curated record
GUCCGAUGUCUUCGUGGAAGAGCGGUGAAAGCGUCUGCACCACGUCCGUCGAUCCUCUACAGCCUCUCGAACGGAUCUAGAGAACUAGUGAAGGAAGGAAGAGGGAAGAAGAAGAAGAAGAGAGAAGAAUAUCGGGUAGUGGAAGGUGUGUUGGCGCGCGAGAAUAUAGAAUGCGCGAUCAUGAAAAAUUCCGUGAAAAUCUCGAGUGUCUAGGAAGUUUGGCCGGCGAAUGGGAAAAUCUGGCGUGACAUUCCUCCGCAAUCAGACUGCCGGAAGAUGUUUCGAGGCACGAUAUCGCGGGAAACGUGGACUCUUGCCUUGCUCUUGUUUCUUUUCGCUCACGUGGCUUGUCUGGAUGUUAAACCUCUGCGUAAUAAUUCUUUCACUACCUCGAAUUAUGGUACGACGAAUUCGACCCGUUAUCGAAAGGGCAAGUUCUUGUUUGAUGAAUUGUUCGGCCUUGACAUAAGUAGCAGCGUGGACGACGAUGAUGUUGUAUCAAGGAAUUGUACAUGCGAAUGCGGUAUAUCGAAUCAGGAGGAUCGAAUCGUCGGUGGACGACCGACAAUCCCGAAUAAAUACCCGUGGGUGGCGAGGCUCGUGUACGAGGGUCGUUUCCAUUGCGGAGCCAGUCUCGUUACCAAUGAUUACGUUAUUACCGCUGCUCACUGUGUACGAAGAUUAAAACGUUCAAAAAUACGUAUAAUAUUGGGUGAUUACGAUCAAUACGUGAAUACCGAUGGAAAAGCUAUAAUGAGAGCAGUGAGUGCUAUAAUUCGUCACAAAAAUUUCGACAUGAAUUCGUAUAAUCAUGACGUUGCUUUGCUGAAACUUCGAAAAUCUGUGAAAUUUUCCAAACGUGUCAAACCAAUAUGUUUACCUCAAAAAGGUAGCGAUCCAGCUGGUAAAGAAGGUACCGUAGUAGGCUGGGGUCGGACAGCGGAAGGUGGUAUGUUGGCUGGACAAGUCCACGAGGUUCAAGUACCCAUAUUAAGUUUAAUACAGUGUCGUAAAAUGAAGUAUCGAGCUAAUCGAAUCACGGAUAAUAUGAUAUGCGCUGGUCGAGGAAGUCAAGAUUCUUGUCAGGGUGAUAGUGGCGGACCUCUUCUCGUGCAGGAAGGCGAUAGACUCGAAAUAGUUGGAAUAGUUUCUUGGGGUGUUGGAUGCGGAAGACCAGGAUAUCCUGGAGUUUACACAAGAGUAUCUAGGUACCUGAAUUGGAUUAACACAAACAUGAAACAAGGGUGUAUAUGUACAAAUCGGGCAGAAUUUGAUCGACGGAAAAUGAGGUUCUCCCCGUGCAUUGGAUUACUAGUGGUCCUGGGUCUGGCUUCAACAAGUUGUCAAGCAAGUACUAUCGGUGAAAAGGUGAAAAACUUUUUUGGUAUAUUUGGUAACAAACCACCGUAUGCUGUAGAAGCACCUGGACCAUGUUACUGCAGCUGCGGCCUGCGAAACGAAGAAAGUCGAAUAGUUGGUGGUCAAACGACUCGUAUGAAUGAAUUCCCAUGGAUGGCCAGGCUUUCAUAUUUAAACAAAUUCUAUUGCGGUGGAACAUUGAUAAACGAUCGAUAUGUACUCACUGCUGCUCAUUGUGUCAAAGGCCCCAUUUUCAGGUUCAUGUGGUUCAUGAUCAAGGUCACGUUCGGUGAGCAUGACAGGUGCACCGAGAAAGGGGUUGAAACCAGAUACGUGGUGAGAGUGUUAACCGGUGAUUUCAGUUUCCUUAAUUUCGACAACGACAUUGCCCUGUUACGUCUUAACGAAAGAGUGCCCCUCAGCGAUACCAUAAGGCCUAUAUGUCUGCCAUCAGUAAGAGAUAAGCAAUAUAUCGGAUCGAAGGCAAUCGCGUCCGGCUGGGGUACGUUGUACGAGGACGGUAAGCCUUCUUGCCUGCUGCAGGAAGUCGAGGUACCGGUUAUGAGCCUUCAGGAUUGCCGUAACACAAGCUACAAUCCACGCAUGAUUUCUGAUAACAUGAUGUGCGCAGGAUAUCCCGAUGGCCAGAAAGAUUCUUGUCAGGGUGAUAGUGGAGGACCACUCGUAACCGAACGUGAAGACAAGAAAUAUGAGCUUAUAGGUAUAGUAUCCUGGGGAAAUGGAUGUGCUCGGCCAGGAUAUCCUGGUGUUUAUACGAGAGUUACACGAUACAUAGACUGGAUCAUUUAUCAUUCUCGAGAGGGAUGUUUCUGUGAACAGAAUUAA